Cyprinus carpio (common carp) is the source of this 2421-nucleotide messenger RNA. RefSeq names its product ras-related C3 botulinum toxin substrate 3-like. The record is from RefSeq and is a predicted model, not a curated record. Gene Ontology annotation, cellular component: cytoplasmic vesicle; cell projection; plasma membrane. Gene Ontology annotation, molecular function: protein kinase binding; GTP binding; GTPase activity. Gene Ontology annotation, biological process: regulation of cell shape; cortical cytoskeleton organization; small GTPase-mediated signal transduction. Lineage: Eukaryota; Metazoa; Chordata; Actinopteri; Cypriniformes; Cyprinidae.
UCCGGAGAGUCUCGGUGAAGUUCGCUGUCAAAACCGCUGCUGCAAGGAGGGCUGUGACCGUGUUUUUGCAGAUAUCUGUCAUUUCUCGGGUUAAGUGGGAGCUUUGGCAUAAUAAAAUACAUUCACGGCCGUGAAGUGAAGUAACCUGCCUCUCCACAAAUGCAAGCUAUCAAAUGCGUGGUGGUCGGCGACGGGGCGGUGGGUAAAACCUGUCUGCUGAUCAGCUACACCACUAAUGCCUUCCCCGGCGAGUACAUCCCGACAGUAUUUGACAACUACUCUGCUAAUGUGAUGGUGGAUGGCAAACCAGUCAACCUGGGCUUAUGGGACACAGCAGGACAGGAGGACUACGAUCGCCUCCGUCCUCUCUCGUACCCGCAGACGGAUGUGUUUUUAAUAUGCUUUUCAUUGGUGAGCCCAGCCUCCUUUGAGAACGUCCGUGCAAAGUGGUACCCCGAGGUGCGACACCACUGCCCCAACACACCCAUCAUCCUGGUGGGCACCAAACUGGACCUGCGGGAUGAUAAGGACACCAUAGAGCGGCUGCGGGACAAGAAGCUGUCGCCCAUCACAUACCCGCAGGGUCUGGCCAUGGCCCGAGAGAUCGGGGCUGUGAAGUAUCUGGAGUGCUCUGCUCUGACUCAGCGCGGGCUAAAGACUGUAUUUGACGAAGCCAUCCGCGCCGUCCUCUGCCCUCCACCCGUCAAAAAACGUGGCAAGCGCUGCACUCUCUUCUGAGCGCACACAGAUUUUUAAUCAGCCUCUUGGAAAAUAUACUGUACUACUGUCGCAGGUUCGGUGACAGCCGUCCAUGAAGCUCCAACGCACAUCACAUCAAUAUGAACCAUUGGUAGAGGGACACCUCGUGGUUGAUGGCUUUUGUUUUUCACGGCCUCACGCGCCCCGAGACGUAACACUCCAUUUCAUAUCGUUUCUAUGAGAAGUUUUAGUGGUACAGUGUAAAUGUUGACAUACUGUAAGGAAGUGUUUCUUGGUGUUGUAAAGGAAGACAUGGGAAAGUUCUGUUGAUUUAGAAGCUAACCAUUCACAGUAUUAGUUCAUGACACAUUUCACAUCGGGAGCGAGUCAAACAUGAAAUGUUGCAAAUGUUUAGAUUGUGAAAAGUGAAGCUGGUCAAGGAAGGGUUAAAAAUCAAGUUCAGUUUUGUGCCCAGCUAACAAAAAUUUUUAUUUUAUUUUUUUAUUUAAUGUUUAAAAUUUUAUUUGGUUUUCAUGAGACAAACGUUGGUUUUGAAUGUUCUCUGAACGUUCGUAAUGCCCUGUUUUUAAAAUGUUCUCAAAACUUUUUUCUUGGUUAUGCAAACAUUAAGGGAACGUUUUAUUUGAUCAUUUUGAAAACAUUAUGAAAAUGUUACAUUUGAACGUUUACAUUUAAAAAACACAAUGUUUCAAAUCAAACAUUCCUUGAAUGUUGUAUAAUAACAUUUGUGUGCUACAUUUUGUGUUUUGAUUAUCUUUGAACAAUGCAAUAAUGUUGCUCAUAAACACAGCAAUGUUCUUAUUACAUUUAUUUAUUUAUUUUAAUAUAAAGGGAACACUCCACUUUAUGAUUUUCCAAACAUUAUGGAAAUGUUAUUUCGAAUGUUCUUUUGAAACUAGUAUCAUUUAAAAAAAAGUUUCAUAAAUGUUUCACAAACAAUGUAUAAACGGUUUGGUGCUAAUGUUUUAAGAACACUAAUAAAGACCAGAUAACAUUACAGUAUUAACAUUACUGGAAGACCGUUUGUUCGUAUGCUUUCUGUUAGCUGGGUUACAUUUUGCUGAAAGAUUGUGAUCUUUGGAAUCACGUGCAUGCACUGUAUGAGCAGAUACGUGAAUGAAGAACUUCAAUAGGCUCUCUUUAAAGCCUCAUGCAUUCAUGAACACAAGAUGUCUUCUUCUUCUUGACUAUUUAAUAACUUGGCCGUUCCAAACACUGGAGGAGGAAACUGUGAAAGUGGUUAGUGAAUACACUGGCUUUGGAUUUUCUUUCUUUUCUAGUUUUUUUUUUUAAUGUACAUAUGAAGCACUGCUGAAGAGUUUUAUGGUACAGCUUCACGAUCCCAAACCUCUGCGCUCUGUCUGAACAAAUGCCCAUCAUCAUCAUCAUCAUCAUCAUCAUCAUCAUCAUCGUCAUCAAGGGACUUGCAUGCUGCACAAGCUGCAAGGAACACAUUAGUUCCUGAUCAAACCUGGUUUAAUUCUCGUCUGCAUGUGGGUUCGAGUCGACAUGAUCACAACAGGUCCCUGCAUCGGCGCUCCAGCACUUCCUUUCUUUGCAAAUAACUCAAAAUGGACAAGAAGAUGAUCUUCACAGCUGCCAAAAGACAUUUCCGUGAUGUAAGAUACUUAUUAUAUUUACACAAAAAUGUUUUAGACGAGGAAUGCAUUAAUUAAUAAAUCUAUUCAUGUUUUACCCUUA